AAUCCAGAGGUGCAGAAGAUGUUCACGCGGGCAGUCAGCCGGCUGAGCAGAAAGAGACCACCGUCAGAAAUUCACACCAAUGAUGGGUUGAAUGUCCAAGAUCAAAACCUGAAAGGGACUCAGAAGUGGUCCUCGUCUCUGGACAGCCUGCUGGAAGAUCCAGAAGGUGUUGAAGCAUUUAAGGAUUUCCUGAAGAAGGAGUACAGUGAGGAGAACCUACUCUUCUGGUUGGCAUGUGAAGAUUUCAAGAGAACGGAAGAACAGGAUCAGCUGCAGAAAAAGGCCCAACACAUCUACAACACCUUCCUGUCGAGUAAAGCCUCCUCACAGGUCAAUGUGGAGGGUCAGUCCCGUAUCGGGGAGCAGAUCCUGAGACAGCCUCACCCUUUGAUGUUCGAGAGACUGCAGGAACAGAUAUUCAACCUCAUGAAAUAUGACAGCUACAGUCGUUUCCUGAAAUCGGAGAAAUUUCAGAAGUUGCAAUCUUCGGAGGAGAGUGAAAUUUCCAGCUCCAGACCAGGAGAGUCAGCACCGAAACGAGCAUCAAGAAUCUACAACACAUGA
This is a messenger RNA of Staurois parvus, 564 nucleotides long. The record is from the annotation of a GenBank genome assembly. Lineage: Eukaryota; Metazoa; Chordata; Amphibia; Anura; Ranidae.